This is a messenger RNA of Phacochoerus africanus (Common warthog), 2140 nucleotides long. RefSeq names its product guanylate-binding protein 5-like. Gene Ontology annotation, molecular function: GTP binding; GTPase activity. Lineage: Eukaryota; Metazoa; Chordata; Mammalia; Artiodactyla; Suidae. The record is from RefSeq and is a predicted model, not a curated record. The coding region runs from base 268 to 2028 and encodes 586 amino acids. The transcript is spliced from 11 exons.
UGGUUUUGUUUUGUAUUCUAAUCCUCUGCCUUGUGGAAGGCAGCUCAGUGGAGAGAAAGGAAAUGCCCAGGACAGGCUUUUUUUUCUUUAAAGUGUAUCAGAAACAAACACAGCUAAACUAAGGGACAGCGUUACAGGUCUCACCAAGUUGUCAUGAGGCAGCUUCCUCCCUUGGUCUAAAAGAUCUCCGCCACUGACCUUACAGUUAAGUCUAGAAGUUCCAGUCUAUCCCAUCUCUUCCCCUGCAGAUCAGGGGACACCCUAGACAUGGCCUCAGGGGUGCACAUGCCCGAACCACAGUGCCUCGUUGAGAACAUCAGUGGGCGACUGGCGGUGAACCCGAAAGCGCUGAAGCUCCUGUCUGCCAUCGAGCAGCCCCUGGUGGUGGUGGCUAUCGUGGGCCUGUACCGCACAGGCAAAUCCUACCUGAUGAACAAGCUGGCUGGGAAGAACAAGGGCUUCUCUGUGGGCUCCACGGUGCAGUCUCACACGAAGGGCAUCUGGAUGUGGUGCGUGCCUCACCCCAGGAAGCCAGACCACACCCUGGUCCUUCUGGACACCGAGGGACUCGGGGAUGUGGAGAAGGGCGACAAGAAAAAUGACACCCAGAUCUUUGUGCUGGCACUGUUACUGAGCAGUACCUUUGUAUACAACACCAUGAACAAAAUUGACCAGAGGGCAAUCGACCUCUUGCACUACGUGGCAGAACUAUCCAAAUGGCUCCAAACAGUAUCCUCAACUGAUGCUGACGAGGCAUCGGGUCCAGAGGACUCUGUGAGCAACUGUCCAGACUUAGUGUGGACUCUGAGAGAUUUCUACCUUGACCUGGAAGUAAAUGGACACCCCAUCACAGCAGAUGAAUAUCUGGAGAAUUCGCUGAGGCUAAAGCCAGGGACUGAUAAAAGUCUUCAGAAUUUUAAUUUGCCCCGUCAGUGUAUACAGAAAUUCUUUCCAACAAAGAAAUGCUUUAUUUUUGACUCCCCCACUCAUCGGAAGAAGCUUGCCCAGCUUGAGAUGCUACAUGAUGAGGACUUGGAAGCGGACUUUGUACAACAAGUGGCGGAAUUCUGUUCCUACAUCUUCAGCCACUCCAAAUCUAAAAUUCUUCCAGAAGGCAGCAAGGCCAAUGGGUCCCAUCUAGAGAGAGUGGUGCUGACCUACGUCAAAGCCAUCAGCAGUGGGGACCUGCCCUGUGUGGAGAACACAGUCCUGGCCUUGGCGCAGGUUAAGAACUCGGCUGCAAUGAAAAAGGCCAUUGCCCACUAUGACCAGCAGAUGGGCCAGAAUCUGCACCUGCCCACAGAGACCCUGCAGGAGCUGCUGGACCUGCACAGGAUCUGUAAGAAAGUGGCCAUCGAAGUAUUCGUAAUGAAUUCUUUCAAGGAUGUGGACCACGGGUUCCAGAAAAAAUUAGAGACCCUGCUAGAAGCCAAACAGAAUGAACUUCAUGAAAGGAACUUGAAGACAUCACUAGACCGUUGCUCAUCUUUACUUCAGGUUAUUUUUGAACCUCUAGAAGAAGAAGUGAAACAGGGGUUUUAUUCAAUACCAGGGGGGCAUCGUCUCUUCAUGCAGAGGAGAGAAGAGCUGAAGGCAGUGUACCGUCAGGUGCCCUGGAAAGGGCUACAGGCUGAAGAAGCUCUGCGGAAAUAUUUACAGUCCAAGGAGUCUAUGAAUGUUACGAUUUUCCAGACAGAUCUGGCUCUCACACAAAGGGAGAAGGAGAUGGAAGAGGCACGUUUGCAAGCAGAGGCUGUAAACUUUAACGUACAAGUGUUAGCAGCCAUCCUAACACAGCAACACCAAAUGAUGGAGCGGCGGCAAAGAUUCUAUCAGGAACAAGUGAGGCGAAUGGAAAUAAACAGACUGCACCAGCAGGUAUUGCAACAGAGAGCCCAGGAACGUUAUCUCCAGGAAGAAGCUAAAAGGAUCCAGGAGAGAGCCCAAGCUGAGAACAAGAGACUUCAAGAUGAGCUUGAGCAUCUGCAGAUAAAUGACUCAAAUGAUGAUAAAUGUAUCAUACUUUAAAGAGCUAAACACAAAAACUUCCCUUUCUUGUUCACUUUCCCUGAAGACACAAGGGAACAUGAAACUGUAAAACUUGAGACAAUCACCAUUUGAAUAAACUUCACAAUAAUUA